This is a messenger RNA of Oncorhynchus mykiss (rainbow trout), 4344 nucleotides long. Lineage: Eukaryota; Metazoa; Chordata; Actinopteri; Salmoniformes; Salmonidae. The record is from RefSeq and is a predicted model, not a curated record.
AGAAGCGCGCUACCGCAGCGACAGGAGAGUCUGGCUACAGGCUGUAGAGGAGUUUAGAGUGUGUGUGAGUGAGAGCAUCAAGAGAUCUGACCCGGCGGAGAGUGUGUGUGAGUGCCUAGUGUGGGAGACAGCGGCGAGAGCGCAACGCACGGGCACGCACAACUUGGGAUAACUCACCUGGCUGGACAGAAACAUCUCUCUCCCUCCAUCUCGCCUAUCAUCUCUCUCCUUGCUAAGGGAUUCGAGCGGUGUGAUAGACUACUGGUCUGGCUGCGGGGAAGGUGUUAAUGUGUGCCUAUAGGAUGUAUGCAUUUGGUGGGAUGUUGUGUCGCGUGGUGUCGGUGCUAUGGCCUGUCCUUUCGAUUGUCUCGGGCUUCAACCUGCAUGCGGAGCGCCCUGCGGUGUUCCGAGGACCAGAGGGGAGCUACUUUGGUUACUCCGUGGACUUCUACCGACCGACCCCCGAAAGCAGCACGUUGAGUGUGUUGGUGGGAGCGCCCAAGGCCAACACAUCCCAGCCAGGCAUCAUAGAGGGAGGAGCUGUCUACUACUGUCCCUAUCCCCUAAACCCUGACCCCACCAAGCAACCCUACAGCUGCACACAGAUACCCUUCGACAACGCCAAUAACAGGAUGAUUAAGGUUAAUGGCACCAGGGAGCCUCUGGAGUUCAAGUCACACCAGUGGUUUGGAGCCUCAGUUAGAACUCACAAAGACAAAGUGGUGGCCUGUGCUCCUCUCUACCACUGGCGUACUGUGGUGAACGGUGAGAAGGACCCGGUAGGAACCUGCUAUGUUGCCGUGCAGAACUUCAGCGCCUACGCAGAAUACUCACCCUGUAGGACCAAUGAUCCAAACCCGGAGGGACAGGGUUUCUGCCAGGCCGGGUUCAGUGUGGACUUCACCAAGGAGGGGACACUGGUGGUGGGUGGACCUGGCAGCUUCUACUGGCAAGGUCAGGUGAUGACUGCAGGCGUAGCAGAGAUAUUGAAUGGUUACUCUCUGAAAGCCGUGCUCAGGAGAGUCCCUGGAGAGAAACAGACCCACGCUGCAGCUGAUACCCAUGACGACAGCUACCUAGGUUACUCUGUGGCAGUAGGGGAAUUCACAGGAGACUCAGAGCAAGAGCUGAUAGCUGGUGUUCCGAGAGGGGCACAGAACUUUGGAUAUGUAGCUGUGAUUAACUCCACUAAUCUGACAUUCAUCAUGAACUUCACAGGAGAGCAGAUGGCUUCCUACUUUGGCUAUUCUGUGGCUGUUACUGACCUCAACGGAGAUGGGUAUGAUGAUGUACUGGUAGGAGCACCUCUCUACAUGGAGAGAGAGAGGGAGAGUAAACCUAAGGAGGUGGGCCGUGUCUACCUGUACCUCCAGCACUCCCCGCUCACCUUCUCCGAGCCCCUUCUCCUGACGGGAACACACACCUUUGGACGCUUUGGCACUGCCAUCGCCCCGCUAGGAGACCUCAACCAGGACGGAUACAACGACGUGGCAGUGGGUUGUCCGUUUGGUGGGGAGGACCGGAGUGGCCUGGUGUUGAUCUACAAUGGCCAGAGAGACCUGACGGCCCGCGGCCUAACCCUCAGCCAGGAGCUCUAUGGAGCCUGGGCCUCCAGUAGUGGCCUCUCCGGCUACGGCUUCACCCUGAGGGGGGACAGAGACCUGGACAACAACCAUUACCCUGAUCUGAUAGUGGGAGCAUUUGGUAAAGGGGAGGUGUCGGUGUACAGGGCUCGUCCUGUAGUGUCAGUGGAGGCAGAGAUGAUCCUGACUCCUAGAAUCCUGAACCCUGAUGACCGAUCCUGCCUCCUGACAGAAUCUGAUAUCAUGGUGACCUGUCUAAGGGUAGAUAUUUGUGCGAAGGUGAGCGGUGUGGGGAUCCCAGACUCUGUAGUCCUGAAUGCAGAGCUGCAACUGGAUUGGCUUAAAGGUGUGAGGGGCGGAGUUAAGAGAGUUUAUUUCCUGGAUUCCCAUCAGCCCCAACACACAGGGGUCCUAACGCUUGGCCACAGCCGUCCUCACUCCUGCCUGAACUAUACUGUCUACCUACGAGGGGAGGAUGAGUUUAGGGAUAAAUUGACUCCCAUCUCAUUGGCUCUGAACUACAGUUUAGCCCCUCCAUCCAACCUGGACCUCCCCCCUGUCCUCAACCGCUACAGCAGUACCUUCCUGCAGGAACAGGCAUAUAUUCUGCUGGACUGUGGGGAAGACAACGAGUGUAUUCCAGACCUCCAGCUAUCUGCAAGCAUAGACCGUACAGAGCUGGUGGUCGGGGAUGACAACCUGGUCAUGUUGACCAUAAACGCGGUUAACGAAGGAGAGGGGGCAUAUGAGACAGAGCUACACACACUCCUACCCCCUGAGGCUGAUUACAUAGGAGUGGAACGCAGGAUAGAGGCUCUAUCCAGGUUGAACUGUGAGUACAGGAUGGUGAAUGACUCCAGACUCGUGGUGUGUGACCUGGGGAACCCUAUGGUUGCCGGAACAGAAGUAUCUGUAGGUUUAAGGUUUGCUGUCCAAAGGCUGGAUGAUGCCGGUCCUCACAUUGACUUUGACCUACAGAUCCACAGUUCAAACAAAGACAGCUCCAAGAGCAACCCAGUCAGUCUGUCUCUCUCCAUCUCUGCCAGAGCUCAGCUAGACCUGAGGGGGGUGUGUCAUCCCUCUCAGGUGGUUCUUCCGUUUCCUCAUUGGGAGCCCAAAGAGAAGCCGGUCAAAGAGGAUGACGUAGGACCCCAGGUCACACACAUCUACGAGCUCCAUAACUCAGGUCCCAGUAGUAUCCGGGAGGCGGAGCUCCAGGUGGGCUGGCCCUCUCGUUUCCGUGACGAACACCUGCUCUACGCUCUGGAGGUUCUGACAGUCGGACCAAUCAGCUGCCGGAGCAACACCAGCCUCAACCCCCUGGGCCUACAGACAUCCUCUGUCCAGGACACUCCAGAACUGUUGGGCUUUCUGAGGAACAGUAGCUCUCCUCACCGCUACAGGCGAGCCACCAAUGCUGCCCAGCCCUACAGCAGCAAGACCCUGAACUGCAGUAACAUCAUUUGUCUAAGAGUUCUGUGUGUGGUCGGGCGGUUGGACCGUGGUCAGAGCGCUGUAGUCAAGAUCCGCUCCCGACUCUGGGCUCACACCUUCCUCCAGAGACGUAACGACCCAUACCUCCUCAACUCCACCGUGUCCUUCAGAGUGACGGCCCUGCCCUACCGCCUCCAACCCUCCUCCUUACCCCAACACACCACUUCAAUGGGUACACUGGUGCUUUGGGGAACUCCUGAUGUGGCGUUUGCUAUUCCUCUGUGGGUCAUCAUCCUAGCCAUCCUACUGGGACUGCUGGUCCUGGCCAUGCUAACACUGGCCAUGUGGAAGUGUGGUUUCUUUGACCGGGCUCGGCCGCCAGCGGAUGACGUGUCAGACCGUGAGCAGCUGACUUCUGACCAAUUAGCAGACGCCUAAGAACACUCACUGGCACCAUGGAGACCAGUUCCUGAUUCGAGGAGGCUGUUUGGGAUGAGUUCCACCUCUUGAGUGAAAUUAAAUGAGAUCUGCAGGCAGACUGCAAACUCACAGAUCAAAGGUUAUUUACCCCUUUUAAAGCUGAUCUGUCAUCAGUGAGUGGACUGCAAACUCACAAACCAAAGGCUGAAGUACCAUUAAGAUUGGUAUUCAAACGGCACCAGAGUGACUGGGAACCAUGCACACAGACGGAAGGCCUCAAGACAAUUUUGGACAAGUAGAAUGGACUCUGGUUCUAACCCUGCUUGUAGUUGAAUAUGUUUCUAUGCACCGCUUGCCUCUGUGGGUUAGACUACUUGGGGAUCUGUAUGGUUGGAUAAUUCAGUUGGAGUUAACCAGUCUGGCUAACUUCAAAUGGAGUUACCAUCUGAUGUCAGUGACUUGGUGUCCGCCUGCUUUCACUGUUAAAUACAUUCCAUCAUUGAUCAAUCACACACAUGCACACAUACAUGCGCACACACACGAAUGCACACGCAAACACACGCAUGCACACACACACACGCAAACACAGGGGGCUGUACAGUAUAUAUCUAUGGAUGGUGUAUGUGCAAUAUUGGGAUAUUCUGUGUGAUACUGAAGCUUGUUUACACUGGUAUUAUUUUAUUAGAACUUGAUGUUCAAAUUGUUUGUGUAUAUUGUUUAUUUAGUAUACUAUUGUGUAUGUGAGUGUUUUUGUUGGUAUAUUAGUGUAUGUGUCUUCGGAAAGUAGAAGAACCCUUAACUUUUUCCACAUUUUGUAAUAUUACAGCCUUAUCCUAAAAUUCAUUAAAUCAUUAUUUUCCCUCAUCAAUCCACACACAAUACCCCAUAAUGACAAAGCAAAAACAGG